AUGGAUAAAAAUAAAAUUUUAGACAAUCAAUUACAUGAUGAAUUAAUCACUUGUACUAAGUUAUUAAAUUUACAAAAUUAUGGUAGUAUUUCGUUGGAUUUUUUUUCAAUUGGUGAAGAAGAUGACAUUGAUUUUAAUAACAAUUGUGAUAAAAAUCUCGAUCCUAAUGAUAGUAAUAAUAAAGAUCAAAAUAAAUUUCAAUUAAUAAAUAAAGAAAAAUUAAUUAUAAAUGAUAUUAACGAAGAAGAGAUUAAAGAUUUAUUAUCAAUAAACAUUUUUAAAAUUUCUUGCAAAGAAAUUUUUCAAAAUAACACCAAAUCAUUUGAUCUGCUUGAAUAUAUAGAAGAACCUAUAUUUUCUAAAAAUUGUCAAUUCACAAGCACUGCUAUUGAUGAUGAUAAAUUAUAUCCUAUUCCAACACCAAAAUCUUUAUCGUGUUAUUUUCCAAUUUUGACAAUUACCGAUGAUAAUCCAAUUUUUUUCAACCAUCAAAUAUUGAAAAUUAAUGAUUUAUGUGAUGACAUUAAGAAGAGUGAAGCAAAAGAUAUUCAGUUACUUAUUAACGAGCAAACAACUGAUUGCUACUUUGAUGAUAUUACCACUGCUAUUCUUUCAUCAACGACAAAAAUAAAUGAUAAUUAUAAUCAAGAUUUUUAUUUGGAAGAACCAAUUUUGCAAGAUAAUAUGAAUAACAAAGAAAUUUUUAACAAUAACAACAGUAAUAAUGAUUUUACUAAAUUAGUGUUGCCAACCAUACUUGAAGAAUUUAAUGAUGUGAUAAUGACUACUGAAAAAGAUCAAUUGGUCCCAGAAGAAACUGGCGUCAAAGCUCCAAUCGAAAUAAUUAAUCAAUGGGAAAGAGUAAAAGAUUAUAUUGUUAAAAACAACAAUGAUAUUGUUGAUGUCGUUGAUGGAUAUUCAAAAGAAGGAGGAAAGUCCUAUCUUUUCAAAUUGGAACCUGUCUUGAUUCCUGUGAAAGAUGAUCCUUUAGAAAUGACGGAUCGUAAAAAAAGCAGCAGUAAAACAACAAUAGAUUUUAGUAAUAUCGAGCAACAAGAUACCAUAGAUUUAAUUCAAUCUGGUUCGGUGAUAAACACCAUAAAAUCAAUUGUUGACGAGUCGACAAAGACAAUGUUACUUGCAAUGAGCGAACAAUCGGAAUAUCAACGAAUUGAUUCUAAUAUCAAUGAAAAGGAUGAUGGUGAUAAAGAACUCGAAAAAGAUUUUGAAACAAUCUUUGAAGUCAUAUCAACAACCAAAAAUUAUAAUUACAAUAACAUUAAUAAUGUUAAUCAUUGGCAAAAUAUUAUGGAACAAUCAAUGGAUGAAAUUUGUGGACUGAAAUUCAAAGUCAAAGCAGCUUCUUCUACAGCAGUCUCUGCUGAUAUUAUUUCACUUUUAUCUAAAAAAAAAGGCAUUAGCUGUAAUGACAACAAAAAUAAUGAUGAAUUAAAGAGUAUAGAAGAGGAAGAGAUAACUUAUUUGUCAACAUUAACACCACCAUCAUCUCCAUCAAAAAAAACUGUCACGGGUAUUAAAUCACCAUAUUUUUCCCAAGUACAACAAAUUAAUUACAAUAACAAUGAUGACGAUGGUGAUAAUUUCAUGGCCAAAUUGCAACAUAGCCUUAAUGGCAAUAAAAUCAACGACACCACUGACAAAAAUAAUAAUGGCAAAACAUUUAAAUAUUUUUCCGGGAAAUUUUCUGCUACAAGGUCAAUCGAUGAUUUUCUAAUUUUACGUGUUUUAGAUAUUUCCAAAAAUAAAAAUGAACCAACUUCAACAUCAAUUGAUCUAACCUAUAAAUCCACCAUUAGAAAUUUACCAGCUCCAACAACAGUUCAUAAAUACAUCAUCUCUUCACGACUUUUGCAAAAUAAUAGAUUAUUGACAGCUUUAAGAAGUGAUAAUUGUAAGGUAGAGCUUAUCGAAAGAGAUUUUGAAUACUUGAAAACGUUUUUAUCUGAUGAUUAUUAUGAACAACAAAAAAACUUAAAUUACGUUGAAGCUGAUUUAAUAUUAGAUGAGAGAACUGCAAUGAUUUAUUUUCCAUUAAAUAAGAUUUCGCAAAUACAAAUAUUUACACAAUUUCUUAAUACACUUACUCGUCUUGCUCAAAAAUAUUCAAACUUUUAUUUAAUACUUGAAAACUAUACUCGGAAGAACAAUAAUAACAGUGAUGAUAUGAUGAUAGAAUUGUCAACUACACCAUACUUAUUUACCCUACCAACUAUAAAAGCAUUAGCAAAUUUAAGUUCGUUACCAUCGAUUCAUAUAUUAUAUUCAACGUCUGAAGAAAUGUCAGCAAGAUUAGCAAGAUUGAUAGGUGAUCAUGAAAAUUUUUUGACAUGUUUCACUCCGUUUAUUAAUCCUUUUACUGCACAAAUGAUUUUAACUGCCACAAAUCUUCGGGAAUUUCUUGCAAUGUCUCAUUUAGAAAGGCGUGAAUUAAUUGGUGAUUGGAUUGACGAAGAACGAUUGAUACAAUUUAAUGAAAUCGUAAAUGGUGAUAUUGAUGAGCUUGAAGUAUUUAAAUUUGAAAAUCAAGAAAUGGAAUAUUUGUAA
Molecule: messenger RNA, 2565 nt
Organism: Entrophospora sp. SA101
Lineage: Eukaryota; Fungi; Glomeromycota; Glomeromycetes; Entrophosporales; Entrophosporaceae
Source: the annotation of a GenBank genome assembly